Messenger RNA from Bactrocera dorsalis (oriental fruit fly), 20040 nucleotides. RefSeq lists its product as uncharacterized. The transcript has 2 exons. The coding region runs from base 37 to 975 and encodes 312 amino acids. The record is from RefSeq and is a predicted model, not a curated record. NCBI's taxonomy places the organism in Eukaryota, Metazoa, Arthropoda, Insecta, Diptera, Tephritidae.
AGAAAAGUGUGUUGUGACGAAACCAAUGAAGUUUGUAUGAUGAAUGAAUGCAACAAGUGCAUUAAAGACAUUACAGACGCUUUCGUCCCUUUGAUUUACAUUAAUCAACUCGAAAAGCUUACUGAAUGGAAGCAUUGGAGAAUCGUUGAUAAACGCAUCAUCAUUAGUUAUACGAAAGGACCAAUAACUGAUUUGAUUAAUGAAUUGGAUUCUCAGUUACCUUCCUUUAAACUGCAUACUUACGUUAAAAGGACUCAACAAAAAUACUUUCAAGACCGAAAAAUAUCUAUUAAACAAGAUGAAGCUGUUCUGCAAGUCGAUUUUGCGGAAAACUAUAGGCUCCUCAAUCAAAAUGAAAUUCAGUCUGCACAUUUUAGUUACUCCCAAGUUACCAUUUUUACUUGUGUUGCCUGGUUGCACAAUUGCACAAGAUCAUUUGCUAUUACGAGCGAUCAGCUGUCACACAAUAAAUAUGAUGUUUAUUGCUUUCUCCAGUUAAUUGUAAAGAAACUUAAAGAACAAAACGCUAUUUCGAAGUUAUUUUUAUUUUCUGAUGGUUGUGCAAGUCAAUUUAAAAACAAGUUCAUUUUGAGUAUUAUACCAUUUUUUAAAGAGAAAUUAGAUUUGACCAACUUUGAGUGGAAUUUUUUUGCAACUGCUCACGGAAAGGGUGCAGUAGACGGAAUUGGAGCUGUCAUAAAGAGAAAAAUUUGGCAAAUGGUGAAAGCUCAGAAUAUUGUUCUUAAUAACGCCCAUGAUUUUUUUAAAUUGGCAAAAAUUAAUAUAAAUGGUAUUUCUAUUUUAUAUGUAAGCAGUACAUAUAUAAAAAAUACAACUGCAUUUCUUUCGGAGAGAUGGGCUAACGUUAAGAGCAUUCCCGGAAUAAAAAGCAACCAUUAUUUUUCAUUUCUUAAUGAAAAUGAGCUCGAAAUAGCACUAACGGCAGAUUCAGCAAAACAUAAAAUUUAUUUAUAAACAUAUAUAUAUUAAUAAAUAAAUUUAUAAACAUAAAAUAUGAAUUAAAUAAUCUUAUUAAAAAAAGAGUAUAAAUUGUUUUGUUAAAAUAAAUACAAUUGUUUUUAUUUAUAUACUACUGGAAAAAAUGUAGCGUGCGUAACGUAGCGUGCGCAACGUUGGGUUCACGGCCACUGAUAAAAAACUACAAAAUUUUUUGGCUGCAUGUAAGUUAUUUUAGAAUUCUCUUAUUUUCAUCUUUCUUUAAGGUAUUUCAUUUGGUGUGCUUUAUUAUACAAAAUUUGCUAAAAAUUACGAAAACAUACCUCAACCUUCAAAGCUACUUCCAUUUUUUGUAGCGUGCGUAACAAUACUUUGAGAUCAAAUUUUUGGCAGCUUAAACCUGUUACAAAAAAUAUUUUGAUGACAUUCGAAAGUACACUCAAAUCCCACUAAACACUGUGUAUAACUUGAAGGUAUGUCUUUUGAAAGACCAAAAAAUUGUUAUAUUUCAAUCCGAAAACGCGUACGAAUGUGGCGUGCGUAACGCAGGAUUUGCCCAUAUACAUAUGUACGUGUAAUAUUUACGUGAUUUGGAAAACUCUUAUUUACAUAAAAGAGUUCACGUCUAAACAUUUCGUUCAAAACUCUUAUUUACCUAAAAGAGUUCUCGUCUAAUCAUAUAAAUACAUACAUAUACUAAAAUAUUUUAGACAUCUCGGUUUGCCAAAAAGCCGUUGGAUUUAUUGAUUUUUUGAAACUCUUACAUACAAAAGAGUCUUCUAUUCAACAUUUUAUAUACUAUAUACUAUACUUUAUAUACUUUUUCUAAACAUAUACAAGUCUAGUUUUCACUAAGACGUUUUGAUUCAUUCUAUACAUAUCUUAAAUGAGCUCAGACUCAAAGGAAUCUAAAACAACUCAGUUGCUAAAAGUUCCAAAGAUGAUUUCAGAAGAAAAAAGUCUACGUACACCGGCAAAAGCUACACGCUCAAAGCAAGGUGCUACAAAACUAAAGAGGGGUAAAGAUAUUUCUUAUACAAAAUUCAUUGCUGAGAGUGACAGUUUGAUUCGAUACUGCACUCGAUUUUCAUCUUCACCGAUUCAAGACAACUCUGAAUCGGUAUUAGAAAUCAAAGAAGACAAUUUAGACAACUUCUGGACACGUCUCCAAGUGGCAUAUGACGCAAUCGUAGAAUCUAAUGAUUCAGACCUAUCAGAAAAUUUUAAAUCCUCGGCUUACACCAAAUAAGAACACUGCCGAGACCAGUUCGAAGAGACAAAGGCAAUGAUUUCUGAUCAACUAAAGCUAUUAAGAGCUAUUGCACCUACUCCGCAACCGAGAGUAGAGCUGCCACAAAGACAAGCCCAACAGGCAAGUUCAAGCAUUCUCCUUAAAGUGCCAGUAUGCGACACAGAUAUAUUUCACGGUGGUUAUGAACAGUGGCCGUCCUUCCGGGACAUGUUUACAGCUGUGUACAUAAACCAUCCUAAAUUAUCACAAGCGCAGAAAUUGUAUCACCUCAGAUACAAAACCAAAGGUCAGGCAGGCGUAAUAGUGAAACAGUUCGCUCUCAAUGACGAAAAUUUUAAUUUUGGUUGGGAUGCUCUAAAAGCACGUUAUGAAAACGAGAGAAUAUUGGUCGACAAACAGGUGACGAUAUUAAUGAAUUUACCAAAAAUUCAGAAAGAAACAAAUGAAGUGUUCAUAAAGCUUCAAUCCACUAUUUCAAAUUGUUUGUUUGUAAAAAGCUUCAAAUCCCAUUUCAAACGGGUAGCUGGAAAUUAUAAAUUCAAUUACGAAGAGUUCACGACUUUAUUAAAUCGAAUUGAAACCGUUCUCAAUUCACGGCCACUCAUCCUGGCCAUUCCUGAGCCAGGGGUGGAGAAGGAAUUAAAAUUCUCCAUCAUGAUUUCAGCCGCCGAUGGAGGACGAAUACAUAAAGGAUCUCCACAAAAGAUACCGCUUGAAGACUCCUGAACAAGCGCCUAAACUUGUCCAACUUGUCCUACAUUAUGGCUCCGACGGUCACAUACGGGUUGUGGAUCUCCGUACGCAAAACGGAACACUAACCAGACCGCUCGUGAAGCUGUGCUUUUUAUCAACCACCGACGACCGCGAAUGCGGAAACCGAAAAAACCAAACCGAUAAUAUCGCGAUAUAAUAAAAUCACGAACUUUCACUAUAAUAUAAGAAAUACGCCAAUAUCAACCGUCAAAAGAAAUAACAAAUCGUCAAAAAAUAACACGCCGUAUCAUAUAACAAAGAACCUUAACAAAAUUGUCGAUCAAUACGACGACGCGUUCAUGCCACAUCUCGUGGCACGAUCACCAUCUCCGCUUAUCUGACAGAAAUUUAUAAUCCACAAUCUUCUCUAUACAGAUUAACAUGGAUGUAGAUACGCCAGUCGCUAUAACGCCAACCACUCGUGCUACCAAUGCGCCACGCACCGGGCCUACACCAGCGAUGGCACCCGACCACCACCGCUCACAUCAAGGACUUUGGAGACCCUUUGGAUAAGGUGCCCCAUCUGUCGACGCCCACAUCGUCUCCACCAUUAUGGAAUAUUCCGGUGUAUGCGACCUUUGCAACGGCAGCAAGUUGCCCAAGCUCACGGGCACUGCCUUAAGUGAAGGUUGCACACUCAUGCUACUCCAGAGUGUGAGUCACGGGGGCUGUGCCAAACGUGUCACCGGCCGCACCACACGCUGCUACAUCGCAGCUCGUCACGCGAAACGAACCGGCCACCCAACCAUCGCGUUCGCGUAUCUCGACUUCCACCCGCUGAUCGUGUCAUACACCAUCGGAGUGGAACCCAGUUGCGGCGUCGACAGACUGGACCACCACCUCGUCGAUCCACGAGCCUGAGCAGCGUUGUGGCAACGCUGCAACAUCUGCAGCGCCUUCUAUGCUAAACAGUCGUUUAGGGGGGCCGGGAUGGCUAAAUGAGCACCCGACCCCCUCUUAGUAUAAUACUCCUACACCCCACACAUACACACCAUACUCAACACGACUACACCAUCUGUAUCAUCAACACAUCUACACCAUAUUCAUCAUCCACACCUCACACUCAACACACCCGCACCAUAUACACCACACACGAGGACACCGGACACAAUGCACAAAAGGGACUUACGGACGGCGCCGAGGCUCUUUCUGAUUCGAUCCGUUAUACGUAUGUACAUACCAAUCGGUCAACCGAGUAUCCCGCUUUUAAUACGUUUUACCAGUAAAGUCGUCGCUAACACAACGGGUAAGUACCGCGAAGUUUUUUUUUACAAAAGAAGACUUCUAUUUUUUCCAAAUACUAUGUUCGGACCAACAACGAAAACAUGUUUUCGUGGAAAAACUGGUUUUCGCACGAAAACUUGUGUUUUCGUCCAUGUGAAAUCUGUCAAACGAAAACACAGCUUUCGCUGAAAACUACUUGAAAACUUACAUUCCACUCAUUAUAAUCGGUGCCUGCUCUAGUUUAAUCGAUUUUUUUGGAAGACAUAUUUUGCCGGCCCUAAAUAGUCACUUGAUAUUUGUUUAUAUUCCAUAUAAAAAUACAGCUAGGAUAUUAAUUUCAAAAAUGGAAAAAUAAAAAUAUAAGAAAAAAAGUUGUUGGAGCGAUAGGGCAGAAGCCCUACUAAUUGAAUUGUGGAAGAGCAAAAUAAGUGCUUUUCGCAGUCCUAGGAAAAACAACCAUAUAGUGGAGGACAUGGCAAUGGAGUUGCAGCAACAAGGUGUGCAUUUCACGGCGAGUGAAAUAAAAUCGAAAAUGCACAAUCUUUCACAGAGAUAUAGGUAUGUAAUUAAAUAAAAUUAAGGAAAAAUAGAGUUUUUACAUAUAUAUUGUUCGCUGCACUUAGUUUCACGGGCUAUACUUACUUGUAACCUUGAAUUAUGUAUCCCUUUUUUGUUAGCGCUUAAUUGAAAGAAUUAUAAUUUAAAGAUAAAAGAGUAAAAAUUUAAAGUAAAAUCACUUGUAUAUUUGUCUUUUCGGGGAAAACAUCAACAGGUUGACAUUUAAGUAUAUUGACAAAGUUUUCGAUUUUUUAUUAAAUAUGUAUGUAUAAAUGUUUUAUUUGUAUUUUUUACGUAUAUUCACUGCUACUGCUGCCGGUGCACAACCACACGACCGAACGAUUUUUUUUGCAAUUUGGACCACAACUUCGACGAAAAGAAAAAAAUCAAUAGCUGGCGAGACGCGUGUUGAGUUUACGGAAGUAGAAAUCGAAUUGUGAGCCACCCCGAUCUAACCAAUCCUUUUUGAUCGGUUGGGUGGUAAAAACGAUGUAUGUUGUGGUAUGGUGGUGGUGUGAUGCUGUAUGUUGUGUUGUAUGAUGAAUGUUGUGUUGUGGGAUGAAUGUUGAGUUGUGGGAUGAAUGUUGUGUGGUGGGGCGAGAUACCAUGAAGUCGCACAAACAUCCCGGCCCCCUAGGCGAAUUAAUUGCCUAGAAUCCUCUGUAGUUUUUGUAGGGUACUCACUACAGCGCUGAAUCCCGUCGCUUUUCGCUGGUUGCGAUGACUACGAUGUGGUGGUGUUUGCGAACGUGCACCUCGGGACUGUUUAGAACGAUGGGCUCUUCGCCGUUGCACUUGAGUCCCAUGUUGACUGUGCCGCUGUUGAUUAUGCCGGUGACUGGCGUGCGUUGACUGAUCAGCGCGUCGAGGGAAGCGGUGAAAUAAUAUGUGAUGCGGUCGGUGGCAGUACUGACACUAUCCGUCUGACAUGCACUCCAAUGUGGCGUGUGUGUCUGCCAAGCAUGUCAUGCAGUGGCCGUGGGCUCUAGCGAUUUGUUGGCGCUGAGCGGGCGUCAUCGUCUUGAAUUUCGUACAUUUCUUCAGGAUAUGGGGUCGAUGGCAUAGGCUGCAUCGUGGCGGUACGUACUCGUGGCGGUACGUACUCCUCGAACUGCUCCUCGCCUGUUUCCCUGGCUAGUUGCACGGAACGAUUUAAAAAUCGAUUUUCAGUAGUCGAAGUGGAUUAAGAAUCAGUUCUUGACAUUCGAAAAAUCUAUUAUUUUACGACAAAACUCGAUUCUCGAGUAGAAUCGGGAUCAAGUUUACCAUCCCUACUGGCAGCCAUCGGGGCACAUAUAAAACCUCCGCACAAUAACCACCAAAAAAAAAAAAAAAGAUUUUUUUUCCAUGUAAUUUAUAUGGAAAACAGAAAAUGUGAAAUAGGCACCUCUUAAUAUUAAUAUUAAGAGCUCAUCUUUUGAGUGACUUUUUUUUUUACACAUUUUCGAAAGUUUUGAGCCUGUUUUUCAGUUGAAAAAAAAAGGUUGCCUCAGAAUGGCACACUCUAGUGUAUAUAUAUAUAAAUGUAUAUAUUUAUGUCUUUAUAUGAUAUUUUUAUUUAUAUGUAUUAUAUAUUUUAUUGAUAUAUGGAUUUACUUGUUUAUCAUUAAUCGCGUUCAUUAGGGUUUUGGUUUGUACGUACGGAUUGUAAAACGGUGUAUUUUUCGUUAAUUAUUGCUUGAUUUUAUGUAUGCGUUUGCAUUCGCUUGUUUUCGGUGAUCGGUUCUUCGGUAUUCGGAAGAAAACACGAUUUUACUAGUGGUCGAGUUAGUAGGCCAGUUUGUGUUCGCAGAUCUACUACUCUUAUAUGACCAUCUUGUCCCCGAUGUACCUUUUCAAUGCGACCUAGUCGCCAUUCGGUUGGGGGAAGGGAUUCGUCCUGUAUGAUGACGCAUUCACCUGUACUGGGUUCCUUCUGGAUCGUUUUCCAUCGAUAUCUCUUAUGGUGAUCUUUAAGAUAGUCCUCCUUCGAUCUGUGGAUGAAUUCAUGAUGGAGAAUCUUGAUUCUUUCCCAUCGAUUUAUUAAAGUGAGUGAGUCUCCUUCUGUCUCAGGUAGGUGUAAGAGCUAUGAAAUCGGAGGGAUUUUGCGAGAGUGGUGAUAUAGGUCUUGAAUUUAAUACGGCUUCGAUACGAAUGAGUAGUAUAGUAAACUCCUCAUAAUUAAAUUUAUGACUUCCAGCCGUUUUCUUUAAAUGGGACUUAAAGCUUUUGACUGGUGAUUCCCAAAGUCCGCCCAUAUGUGGAGAACAUGGAGGUAUAAACUGCCAAUCGAUCCCUUGGGGUGCACAUUUUUUAACUAUUUCAGGGGAAACUUCUUUCAUAAAGUUUAUGAACUCUUUUUUGGUGGCUCUUUGAGCUCCGAUAAAGUUUUUCCCAUUGUCGCUCAUAAUCUUUGAGGGAAAUCCGCGUCGUCCGACAAAGCGUGCAAAUGCAAAUGUAAAACAUACAAAGACAGCCACAUACCCUUUUCUAAAUGAAGAGGACCUUAACAUCGAGGCCUUUAUCUGGAAAAGUCCAGCAAAAUCAACCCCAGUAAUAGUAAAAAUUAGAGCAUAAUUGCAGCGUUCAGGUGGUAAAGCUGCCAUGAUCUGCGUACGCAUUUUAUGUUUGUACGAGAUACAUUGUUUACACAUAAAAAUCGUCUUUUUAAGUUGUGGCUUUAGUCGCGGUAUCUAAAAUUCUUGUCGGACCAUUUGCUGCAUCAAGCGAUGCUCACCACGUAGUGUAAGCUGGUGAAGAUAUAUUAAGAAUAAAUGACCAAAACGGGAUUUCUCAGGUAUAAUAAUGGGAUGCCGUUCGCUGUAACUGAGGCUGGAGUUCGCUGAUCUUCCAUUUGCCCUUAUUAAUCCCUUAUCGUCCAAGAAUGGAUUUAAGACGAGAAGAGAGCUUCCCUUUUCGAGUGGUCGCCUUUCGACCAACUUUGCUUUCUCUCGACUGAAAUAGCGAUUUUGGGUGUAGAUAAUGAGACUAACUUUGUCAUGUUUGCAAAUCGGUAUGCGUUAGUUGUACGCAAGGAUCAUUUGGUAUCCCUUUCAUUUUUUGUUUAAGUCUUUGGGUGAAUUUGUGCAUGUAAGCAAUUGCUCUUAGUGCUCUAGGAAAAGAAGAAAAUCGGUGGAGAAUAUCAUCCUCUUCUGGAGUGAUAUGAAAACUUUCAAGUUUCCGACUUUCCGGCGGUAUUAUAUUACCAGCGGGAUACUUUGGCCAGAGUUCUUGUGAUUCUGUUAGCCAUGUUGGACCAUUCCACCAGAGUGUAGUGCUGGUGAGGUGCAGUGGCAUGCAACCUCUUGUCCCAAGAUCCGCUGGGUUAUCCGCACUUGCAACAUGUUGCCAUUUUGCUGAGCCAAUUAAGUCUAAAAUUUGGGAUAUUCGGUUAGAUACAUAGGUCUUCCAGCAAUAGGGUGGUUUUUCUAACCAUGCUAAAACUAUUUCUGAGUCUGACCAAAGAUAUGUUUUAUGAUCCGUUAACAGAAGAGCACCAUUCAGUUCAAGCCGUGGCAGACUGAGUGUCUUCAAAGGUGGCUUUGGCUACCAAGAGAUGUGCAGAUAUUUUGUUAUCGUACUGUGUGCGUACGUAAACUGUUGCGCAAUAAGCCUUUUCAGAGGCAUCACAGAAACCGUGUAAUUCUGUGUUAAUGUUAGGGGUGAAAUUUACCCAUCGAGGGAUUCGAAUUUCUGAUAUAGUAUGCAAAUUGUACCCAUUUUUUGUACAGUAGCGCGUUUCUGUAAGGAAUCGACAAUAUACUCGGUUAUAGUGACGUCAUUUCGAUUCGAUCCAAAUUAGUCGAUUGAUCGAGAACGAGUGUUUCUGUAAGCAUGAGUCGACAAAAUAUGAAACAGUGAGAGAAAUGGAACGCCAAUCGACGAGAAAUCUAUCGAAUCGGACUGACAACUUCAUGUUUGAGAAACUAUUAUUGAGAAAACUAUGAGUUUAUUGGUAAUAACGCUCGCCAUACGGCAUGGCAGAAGGAAUAUGUUGCGAAUACAAAGGCGCACUUUAAGGGACUCGACAGAUCCAUUCAGCAUUCCCGAGCCGUGUUUUCUUGAGUUAUUCCGCUUCAGCAGAACUGCAGUACGGGCACUCCUUGUGUGAGAUAUAAUUUUCCACUUCCUAAAGUUGAUCCACUUGAAAAUUCUCCGCAUGGAGACAAUGGUUCAUUACUUAACAUUUUAAAUGAAGGAAGAGCUAUACGAAAUACUAUUUUAAGAAACCACUUUUGUAGUUAACUCACAUACAGUGGUGUUCAGAAAAAUAUGAGGAACACUCCAAAUGAUACUGUUUGCAAAUUACAUUUAACUCUUUAUUUUUUAUAAUAUAUAUUAUAAUAACAGUCGAUUGUAGUGAACAUUACUGUCCUUCCGGGAAUAGAUUUCAAUGCAACAACAAUUGGAGCGCGACUAUGUAACCCCGUUUGAAGCAGCUACUGCUACUGGUGUACAUACGCAAAGCCUUGGUCCCAACCAAUGAAUAUAAUAUUUAGAAAAUACUAUGAAUAUUUUGCUGUGCCUACUCCUUAUGCAACAGUCGCUAGAAGAAAAGGAAUAUUUAUGAGAUCUAAAGAACGUAAAAAUUGUAUCGCAAAUUGUUACCUCCCGUCAUGGUUUCCAGCAGAGCUCUCAGUGUAUCGUGAAUUCCAUUUAAAACACCCAUGUGCUCCUUGUGUUGUCUCUCCAAAAUCUCUUUCAGCUGCGCAUGGUGAUUUUCAAUGAGACUGCUCGCCUCUUCCACACAGCUUUUGUUUGUGCGCUGUUUGGGUUGCUGUCUGUUCGCCUCUUCCACACAGCUUUUGUUUGUGCGCUGUUUGGGUUGCUGUUUGUUUGGCACAACCUCAAGCACCUGACCCAUUGCAACCUCUUCAAGUGCCUCCACUUCGAAGAUGUCCAAACUGUCUGCGUUUGCCUAGAAUUCCGAAUGGAUCACUAAAUAGCUUAGUUUUUAGUUUUGUAAUAUGUUACUUACGGCCAACCCAAUGUUGGCAGUAGCAUCACCCUCAUCCUCAAUGGUAACAUCGACCAUUUCAGCAGUUGUCUGCAAUAUACACCAAUUUUAUUAUCACAUUUAUAAUCACAACUUUAAAAUUUGACAGACGUUACUCACCGACAAACCAAUUUCGGGAGUGAGCCCAUCUUCGUACACCAUGUCGCUGGAAAAAAACUCCAGAAUUUUUGGACGGUUUUUGCAACGGCAGGUUUCCAGUUCGUCUGGCGAACGCUCUGUGGGCAUUGUGCAGCUUCUUGACUGCCGAUUUCCAGUCUAUCCAACACUAAAAAAAACCAACACACAUAUGUAAAUUUUAAUGCUAUACACAAGAAUAUUUUAGUUUUACCUUUUUCCACUGAUUAGGGGACUUGUGGGUCCCUCCCAAUGCAUUUAAUUCAGCAGCAACGGCAGCCCAAACCUCUUCGUGCUCCUUCCUCGCGUUUGGUUUCAUAAAUUGGUCCCUUCCAACUCUGCGGUGCUGCUGCAUUAAGUGCAGUAACCGCCUCUUUUGGCCAUUCGUAACACGCCCCGACGUACUUCUCUGUAAAGAAAAUGCAUCAAAUCUUUUUUAACUAUUCAUAUAUAAUAUAUUAACAAAAAUAUACUUACAUUUGCUUUAAAUUCAACUAAUUCCAUUUUGAAUUUAAGGAAAAAUUUGUUUGUCAUCACCUCAAAUAGAAGUGAGAAAACCAGUCGACAGUAUUUCAUUCAAUUUGGUUACAGAAACACAUUCAAUCGAGCAUUCCUACUGAAAUGGAAUGGAACAUAUUUGCUGACUAUCGAUUAAAUCGAGUAAUUAUUUUAGAGAAACACAUUGAGUGAGAGUGACGUCAAAUUGAGAAUUUGAAUCGAGAACAUCGAUCGAAAUAGGUUACAGAAACGCACUACAGGUUUACCUAUUCAUCCCAUUCAGUGCCAUCUUGCCACAAUUCUUGAAUGAGGAUUUUUGCUUGAAUCAUUAUUGGCGAAAGCCAUCCUGCGGGCUCGAAAAGUUUUGCCACCGAGGAAAGUAUUUGGCGAUUGGUUAUGGCAGACAUUGCAGAUAUUUACUCAAUUGUAUAUGAGAAUUGAUCUGUUAUCGCAUUCCAUUGAAUCCCUAGGGUUUUUGUUGUACUGGCCGUUUCAAAUUUAAGGAAAUUUGUAUCUAAUAAGUCUUCUUUUUUUAUGUUUUUUAUUAUUUCGAGAUGAUUUUAUGUAAUUUUCUUUAAGGGGAAUCCCGCUGAAUGUGCUUUGAUCACUUGAGAUAGUGAUUCGCACGCUAAGGACAGACUGUGGCUACCUGUUAGAAUAUCAUCCACGUAUGUUCGUGUUUGUAACACAGAAGUUGCUAAGGGCAAAUUUGUUUCACACGUUUUUGCCACUUCAUGCAGUUUCCUGAUCGCCAAAUAGGGUGCGCAAUUGAUGCCAAAGGUGACGGUUUUAAGUUUGGACUAUUACUCGAUUUGCGGAAGACUAUACGCUGGAAAUCUUGGUCAUCUUUAUGUACUAGAAUUUGUCUGUACAUUUUCUCUACAUCCCCAUUACAAACGUAUAUAAACAUGCGCCAAUUUAACAUUAACAGCAUGAGAUCAGGUUGUAAGGUGGGCCAGUAUAUAGUACGUCGUUGAGUGAUUUGCCUGAGCUCGUACACUUUGAGGCAUUGAACACCACUCGUACUUUCGUUGUGAUUUUAUCUGGCCUUAUUACCCCAUGAUGUGGAAGGUAAAAAGAUAAAUAUCUACCUUUGGAUAUUUUUUCAUAUGGUACAGUUUCUUCCAUAUGAUUGAGGUCAAGAUAUUCGCCCAUCACAUUAUCAUAUGUUGAUUUAAUCUCACUUUUCUUUAUCAGGCUUUUUUCCAGGCUUAGAAAUUGCUGGACUGCUGAUAUUCUAGAGUGGCCUAGAGCUAUGGUCUCAGGAAAAGUUUGUUUGAAUGGUAGUCGCACAACAUAACGACCAUGUUCGUUUCUUGUUGUUGUGGACUUGUAAUAGGCUUCGCAUGCCUGAUCUUCUUCGGAAAGUUGAGUAGUCUGAGGUAAUUUUUCUACUUCCCAGAAUUUUUUGAGUUCAUCAUUUAAAUAUUCGUUUGAAAUAUUUUCAACUUCAGUUGUAAAAGAAUUAAUUUUCUCUGUGACUUGGCCACUUAAUAUCCACCCAAAGAUUAUAUUUUGGGCUAACAAUUUAUUGGAUAUUUUUUCUACACCUUCAAGAAUUAUUUGAGGUAUUAAGUCACUAUGUAAUAAAAAAUCGACUUGUGAUGGGGUAUGGCAGUUGGGAUCUGCUAAUUUGAGAUAUGAGCAUUUUUCCCAUUGCUUUUUAUUUACUUCAUAGCUUGGAAGCAAAUUUGUGAUUUGCGGUAGAACGAUGGCUUGUGCAUCUAUUCUUAUAUCCGCGUUUGGGGAGACUAUAGUGAUUGGGCAAAUUUUGUUUGAAUUUUGUAUAAUUCUUCCGCCCAAUUCCUAAAAUUCGGAAAUUUGAAUUUUUGACCGGCAAUUUUAGCCGAUUUUGAGCUUUAGAUGAUAUAAAGGAUCUUUGAGAACCUUGAUCUAUUAAUGCUCAUAACUUGAAUAAUUCUCUCCUAUGUUCAAUAGCGAUGACCGCAGUGGGUAAAAGAAUUUUGCUUUCAUUCUCUGAAUGAAGAGCUUGAGUUUUUGCUGCUUUAGAGCAACAUGGUUGUUCUUCCCUUUUUUCGGGAUUUGAGAUUUCGGGAUUAUCACUUUUGGUUGUAGUGACUAACCCGGUGGUUUUAUGAAAUUGAUUUUGCUUCAUAUUUUGAAAAUUUAUAAUAUGAAGCAAUGAGUGAUGUCUUCGUUGACAGUACAUACAAUUAAAUUUGCUUUCACAGUCUUUUGUAUCAUGAGAAUUUGACAGACAGUUGAGAAUUUGACAGUGUUUGGUGCGUGGGGUUGGGGUGUGAUGCUGUAUGUUGUGUUGUAUGAUGAAUGUUGUGUUGUGGGAUGAAUCUUGCGUUGUGGGAUGAAUGUUGAGUUGUGGGAUGAAUGUUGUGUGGUGGGGCGAGAUACCAUGAAGUCGCACAAACAUCCCGGCCCCCCUAGGCGAAUUAAUUGCCUAGAAUCCUCUGUAGUUUUUGUAGGGUACUCACUACAGCGCUGAAUCCCGUCGCUUUUCGCUGGUUGCGAUGACUACGAUGUGGUGGUGUUUGCGAGCGUGCACCUCGGGACUGUUUAGAACGAUGGGCUCUUCGCCGUUGCACUUGAGUCCCAUGUUGACUGUGCCGCUGUUGAUUAUGCCGGUGACUGGCGUGCGUUGACUGAUCAGCGCGUCGAGGGAAGCGGUGAAAUAAUAUGUGAUGCGGUCGGUGGCAGUACUGACACUAUCCGUCUGACAUGCACUCCAAUGUGGCGUGUGUGUCUGCCAAGCAUGUCAUGCAGUGGCCGUGGGCUCUAGCGAUUUGUUGGCGCUGAGCGGGCGUCAUCGUCUUGAAUUUCGUACAUUUCUUCAGGAUAUGGGGUCGAUGGCAUAGGCUGCAUCGUGGCGGUACGUACUCGUGGCGGUACGUACUCCUCGAACUGCUCCUCGCCUGUUUCCCUGGCUAGUUGCACGGAACGAUUUAAAAAUCGAUUUUCAGUAGUCGAAGUGGAUUAAGAAUCAGUUCUUGACAUUCGAAAAAUCUAUUAUUUUACGACAAAACUCGAUUCUCGAGUAGAAUCGGGAUCAAGUUUACCAUCCCUACUGGCAGCCAUCGGGGCACAUAUAAAACCUCCGCACAAUAACCACCAAAAAAAAAAAAGAUUUUUUUUCCAUGUAAUUUAUAUGGAAAACAGAAAAUUUGAAAUAGGCACCUCUUAAUAUUAAUAUUAAGAGCUCAUCUUUUGAGUGACUUUUUUUUUUACACAUUUUCGAAAGUCUUGAGCCUGUUUUUCAGUUGAAAAAAAAAGGUUGCCUCAGAAUGGCACACUCUAGUGUAUAUAUAUAUAAAUAUAUAAACAUAUUUAUGUCUUUAUAUGAUAUUUUUAUUUAUAUGUAUUAUAUAUUUUAUAGAUAUAUGGAUUUACUUGUUUAUCAUUAAUCGCGUUCAUUAGGGUUUUGGUUUGUACGUACGGAUUGUAAAACGGUGUAUUUUUCAUUAAUUAUUGCUUGAUUUUAUGUAUGCGUUUGCAUUCGCUUGUUUUCGGUGAUCGGUUCUUCGGUAUUCGGAAGAAAACACGAUUUUACUAGUGGUCGAGUUAGUAGGCCAGGGGACCAUCUUGUCCCCGAUGUACCUUUUCAAUGCGACCUAGUCGCCAUUCGGUUGGGGGAAGGGAUUCGUCCUGUAUGAUGACGCAUUCGCCUGUACUGGGUUCCUUCUGGAUCGUUUUCCAUCGAUAUCUCUUAUGGUGAUCUUUAAGAUAGUCCUCCUUCCAUCUGUGGAUGAAUUCAUGAUGGAGAAUCUUGAUUCUUUCCCAUCGAUUUAUUAAAGUGAGUGAGUCUCCUUCUGUCUCAGGUAGGUGUAAGAGCUAUGAAAUCGGAGGGAUUUUGCGAGAGUGGUGAUAUAGGUCUUGAAUUUAAUACGGCUUCGAUACGAAUGAGUAGUAUAGUAAACUCCUCAUAAUUAAAUUUAUGACUUCCAGCCGUUUUCUUUAAAUGGGACUUAAAGCUUUUGACUGGUGAUUCCCAAAGUCCGCCCAUAUGUGGAGAACAUGGAGGUAUAAACUGCCAAUCGAUCCCUUGGGGUGCACAUUUUUUAACUAUUUCAGGGGAAACUUCUUUCAUAAAGUUUAUGAACUCUUUUUUGGUGGCUCUUUGAGCUCCGAUAAAGUUUUUCCCAUUGUCGCUCAUAAUCUUUGAGGGAAAUCCGCGUCGUCCGACAAAGCGUGCAAAUGCAAAUGUAAAACAUACAAAGACAGCCACAUACCCUUUUCUAAAUGAAGAGGACCUUAACAUCGAGGCCUUUAUCUGGAAAAGUCCAGCAAAAUCAACCCCAGUAAUAGUAAAAAUUAGAGCAUAAUUGCAGCGUUCAGGUGGUAAAGCUGCCAUGAUCUGCGUACGCAUUUUAUGUUUGUACGAGAUACAUUGUUUACACAUAAAAAUCGUCUUUUUAAGUUGUGGCUUUAGUCGCGGUAUAUAAAAUUCUUGUCGGACCAUUUGCUGCAUCAAGCGAUGCUCACCACCUAGUGUAAGCUGGUGAAGAUAUGUUAAGAAUAAAUGACCAAAACGGGAUUUCUCAGGUAUAAUAAUGGGAUGCCGUUCGCUGUAACUGAGGCUGGAGUUCGCUGAUCUUCCAUUUGCCCUUAUUAAUCCCUUAUCGUCCAAGAAUGGAUUUAAGACGAGAAGAGAGCUUCCCUUUUCGAGUGGUCGCCUUUCGACCAACUUUGCUUUCUCUCGACUGAAAUAGCGAUUUUGGGUGUAGAUAAUGAGACUAACUUUGUCAUGUUUGCAAAUCGGUAUGCGUUAGUUGUACGCAAGGAUCAUUUGGUAUCCCUUUCAUUUUUUGUUUAAGUCUUUGGGUGAAUUUGUGCAUGUAAGCAAUUGCUCUUAGUGCUCUAGGAAAAGAAGAAAAUCGGUGGAGAAUAUCAUCCUCUUCUGGAGUGAUAUGAAAACUUUCAAGUUUCCGACUUUCCGGCGGUAUUAUAUUACCAGCGGGUUACUUUGGCCAGAGUUCUUGUGAUUCUGUUAGCCAUGUUGGACCAUUCCACCAGAGUGUAGUGCUGGUGAGGUGCAGUGGCAUGCAACCUCUUGUCCCAAGAUCCGCUGGGUUAUCCGCACUUGCAACAUGUUGCCAUUUUGCUGAGCCAAUUAAGUCUAAAAUUUGGGAUAUUCGGUUAGAUACAUAGGUCUUCCAGCAAUAGGGUGGUUUUUCUAACCAUGCUAAAACUAUUUCUGAGUCUGACCAAAGAUAUGUUUUAUGAUCCGUUAACAGAAGAGCACCAUUCAGUUCAAGCCGUGGCAGACUGAGUGUCUUCAAAGGUGGCUUUGGCUACCAAGAGAUGUGCAGAUAUUUUGUUAUCGUACUGUGUGCGUACGUAAACUGUUGCGCAAUAAGCCUUUUCAGAGGCAUCACAGAAACCGUGUAAUUCUGUGUUAAUGUUAGGGGUGAAAUUUACCCAUCGAGGGAUUCGAAUUUCUGAUAUAGUAUGCAAAUUGUACCCAUUUUUUGUACAGUAGCGCGUUUCUGUAAGGAAUCGACAAUAUACUCGGUUAUAGUGACGUCAUUUCGAUUCGAUCCAAAUUAGUCGAUUGAUCGAGAACGAGUGUUUCUGUAAGCAUGAGUCGACAAAAUAUGAAACAGUGAGAGAAAUGGAACGUCAAUCGACGAGAAAUCUAUCGAAUCGGACUGACAACUUCAUGUUUGAGAAACUAUUAUUGAGAAAAGUAAGCAUUAUAGAAAUGUGUGCAUAAAUAUUUAAUUCUUAUUAAUAAAUAAAAAUUGAUUGUGUUUCAGCUAUGAGUUUAUUGGUAAUAACGCUCGCCAUACGGCAUGGCAGAAGGAAUAUGUUGCGAAUACAAAGGCGCACUUUAAGGGACUCGACAGAUCCAUUCAGCAUUCCCGAGCCGUGUUUUCUUGAGUUAUUCCGCUUCAGCAGAACUGCAGUACGGGCACUCCUUGUGUGAGAUAUAAUUUUCCACUUCCUAAAGUUGAUCCACUUGAAAAUUCUCCGCAUGGAGACAAUGGUUCAUUACUUAACAUUUUAAAUGAAGGAAGAGCUAUACGAAAUACUAUUUUAAGAAACCACUUUUGUAGUUAACUCACAUACAGUGGUGUUCAGAAAAAUAUGAGGAACACUCCAAAUGAUACUGUUUGCAAAUUACAUUUAACUCUUUAUUUUUUAUAAUAUAUAUUAUAAUAACAGUCGAUUGUAGUGAACAUUACUGUCCUUCCGGGAAUAGAUUUCAAUGCAACAACAAUUGGAGCGCGACUAUGUAACCCCGUUUGAAGCAGCUACUGCUAUUGGUGUACAUACGCAAAGCCUUGGUCCCAACCAAUGAAUAUAAUAUUUAGAAAAUACUAUGAAUAUUUUGCUGUGCCUACUCCUUAUGCAACAGUCGCUAGAAGAAAAGGAAUAUUUAUGAGAUCUAAAGAACGUAAAAAUUGUAUCGCAAAUUGUUACCUCCCGUCAUGGUUUCCAGCAGAGCUCUCAGUGUAUCGUGAAUUCCAUUUAAAACACCCAUGUGCUCCUUGUGUUGUCUCUCCAAAAUCUCUUUCAGCUGCGCAUGGUGAUUUUCAAUCAGACUGGUUGCCUCUUCCACACAGCUUUGGUUUGUGCGCUGUUUGGGUUGCUUUUUGUUUGGCUCAACCUCAAGCAUCUGACCCAUUGGAACCUCAUCAAGUGCCUCCACUUCGAAAAUGUCCAAACCGUCCGCGUUUGCCUAGAAUUCCGAACGGAUCACUAAAUAGCUUAGUUUUUAGUUUUGUAAUAUGUUACUUACGUCCAACCCAAUGUUGGCAGUAGCAUCACCCUCAUCCUCAAUGGUAACAUCGACCAUUUCAGCAGUUGUCUGCAAUAUACACCAAUUUUAUUAUCACAUUUAUAAUCACAACUUUAAAAUUUGACAGACGUUACUCACCGACAAACCAAUUUCGGGAGUGAGCCCAUCUUCGUACACCAUGUCGCUGGAAAAAAACUCCAGAAUUUCUCGGUCCAUGGCAUCCAACGGUUUUGGACGGUUUUUGCAACGGCAGGUUUCCAGUUCGUCUGGCGAACGCUCUGUGGGCAUUGUGCAGCUUCUUGACUGCCGAUUUCCAGUCUAUCCAACACUAAAAAAAACCAACACACAUAUGUAAAUUUUAAUGCUAUACACAAGAAUAUUUUAGUUUUACCUUUUUCCACUGAUUAGGGGACUUGUGGGUCCCUCCCAAUGCAUUUAAUUCAGCAGCAACGGCAGCCCAAACCUCUUCGUGCUCCUUCCUCGCGUUUGGUUUCAUAAAUUGGUCCCUUCCAACUCUGCGGUGCUGCUGCAUUAAGUGCAGUAACCGCCUCUUUUGGCCAUUCGUAACACGCCCCGACGUACUUCUCUGUAAAGAAAAUGCAUCAAAUCUUUUUUAACUAUUCAUAUAUAAUAUAUUAACAAAAAUAUACUUACAUUUGCUUUAAAUUCAACUAAUUCCAUUUUGAAUUUAAGGAAAAAUUUGUUUGUCAUCACCUCAAAUAGAAGUGAGAAAACCAGUCGACAGUAUUUCAUUCAAUUUGGUUACAGAAACACAUUCAAUCGAGCAUUCCUACUGAAAUGGAAUGGAACAUAUUUGCUGACUAUCGAUUAAAUCGAGUAAUUAUUUUAGAGAAACACAUUGAGUGAGAGUGACGUCAAAUUGAGAAUUUGAAUCGAGAACAUCGAUCGAAAUAGGUUACAGAAACGCACUACAGGUUUACCUAUUCAUCCCAUUCAGUGCCAUCUUGCCACAAUUCUUGAAUGAGGAUUUUUGCUUGAAUCAUUAUUGGCGAAAGCCAUCCUGCGGGCUCGAAAAGUUUUGCCACCGAGGAAAGUAUUUGGCGAUUGGUUAUGGCAGACAUUGCAGAUAUUUACUCAAUUGUAUAUGAGAAUUGAUCUGUUAUCGCAUUCCAUUGAAUCCCUAGGGUUUUUGUUGUACUGGCCGUUUCAAAUUUAAGGAAAUUUGUAUCUAAUAAGUCUUCUUUUUUUAUGUUUUUUAUUAUUUCGAGAUGAUUUUAUGUAAUUUUCUUUAAGGGGAAUCCCGCUGAAUGUGCUUUGAUCACUUGAGAUAGUGAUUCGCACGCUAAGGACAGACUGUGGCUACCUGUUAGAAUAUCAUCCACGUAUGUUCGUGUUUGUAACACAGAAGUUGCUAAGGGCAAAUUUGUUUCACACGUUUUUGCCACUUCAUGCAGUUUCCUGAUCGCCAAAUAGGGUGCGCAAUUGAUGCCAAAGGUGACGGUUUUAAGUUUGGACUAUUACUCGAUUUGCGGAAGACUAUACGCUGGAAAUCUUGGUCAUCUUUAUGUACUAGAAUUUGUCUGUACAUUUUCUCUACAUCACCAUUACAAACGUAUAUAAACAUGCGCCAAUUUAACAUUAACAGCAUGAGAUCAGGUUGUAAGGUGGGCCAGUAUAUAGUACGUCGUUGAGUGAUUUGCCUGAGCUCGUACACUUUGAGGCAUUGAACACCACUCGUACUUUCGUUGUGAUUUUAUCUGGCCUUAUUACCCCAUGAUGUGGAAGGUAAAAAGAUAAAUAUCUACCUUUGGAUAUUAUUUCAUAUGGUACAGUUUCUUCCAUAUGAUUGAGGUCAAGAUAUUCGUCCAUCACAUUAUCAUAUGUUGAUUUAAGCUCAUUUUUCUUUAUCAGGUUUUUUUCCAGGCUUAGAAAUUGCUGGACUGCUGAUAUUCUAGAGUGGCCUAGAGCUAUGGUCUCAGGAAAAGUUUGUUUGAAUGGUAGUCGCACAACAUAACGACCAUGUUCGUUUCUUGUUGUUGUGGACUUGUAAUAGGCUUCGCAUGCCUGAUCUUCUUCGGAAAGUUGAGUAGUCUGAGGUAAUUUUUCUACUUCCCAGAAUUUUUUGAGUUCAUCAUUUAAAUAUUCGUUUGAAAUAUUUUCAACUUCAGUUGUAAAAGAAUUAAUUUUCUCUGUGACUUGGCCACUUAAUAUCCACCGAAAGAUUAUAUUUUGGGCUAACAAUUUAUUGGAUAUUUUUUCUACACCUUCAAGAAUUAUUUGAGGUAUUAAGUCACUAUGUAAUAAAAAAUCGACUUGUGAUGGGGUAUGGCAGUUGGGAUCUGCUAAUUUGAGAUAUGAGCAUUUUUCCCAUUGCUUUUUAUUUACUUCAUAGCUUGGAAGCAAAUUUGUGAUUUGCGGUAGAACGAUGGCUUGUGCAUCUAUUCUUAUAUCCGCGUUUGGGGAGACUAUAGUGAUUGGGCAAAUUUUGUUUGAAUUUUGUAUAAUUCUUCCGCCCAAUUCCUAAAAUUCGGAAAUUUGAAUUUUUGACCGGCAAUUUUAGCCGAUUUUGAGCUUUAGAUGAUAUAAAGGAUCUUUGAGAACCUUGAUCUAUUAAUGCUCAUAACUUGAAUAAUUCUCUCCUAUGUUCAAUAGCGAUGACCGCAGUGGGUAAAAGAAUUUUGCUUCAUUCUCUGAAUGAAGAGCUUGAGUUUUUGCUGCUUUAGAGCAACAUGGUUGUUCUUCCCUUUUUUCGGGAUUUGAGAUUUCGGGAUUAUCACUUUUGGUUGUAGUGACUAACCCGGUGGUUUUAUGAAAUUGAUUUUGCUUCAUAUUUUGAAAAUUUAUAAUACAGUAGAAACUCGUUUAUCCGGCCCUCAGUUAUACGGAUUCGCGAUUAUCCGGACUACCAAUCGCGACCAAUUUAUAUGUACCUACGUAGAAAUUAUGGAAUCAUGAACGUGUCGGAACUUGCAUAUUCCGCUCGCGCAGUGUGGGGUCGCUGCCGCUGCCCCG